Molecule: messenger RNA, 1243 nt
Organism: Cucurbita pepo subsp. pepo (vegetable marrow)
Lineage: Eukaryota; Viridiplantae; Streptophyta; Magnoliopsida; Cucurbitales; Cucurbitaceae
Product: WRKY transcription factor 71
Biological process (GO): regulation of DNA-templated transcription
Molecular function (GO): DNA-binding transcription factor activity; sequence-specific DNA binding
Source: RefSeq, a predicted model, not a curated record
UCUUCAACUGCAAGUUUCUAGAGAGAGAGAAGUGAAAAUCCAACAAAAAAAAACAAAAAAAAAAACAAAACUUGGACAAAGGGUUGCAGCGUUCGGCUAUGGAGGAGGUGAAGAAGAAGAAGAAGGAAGAGAUUAUCAAGUCGGAGGAUCCUAGCACAAGCGGCGGCGGCGGCGGCGGGAUUUUCCCAUUUUCAGAUAAGAUGAGAUUAAACGGAUUCUUCGAUUUCCCAGAUGGUGAAAAGUGUUCUGUUGGCUUCCUGGAGAUGCUUGGUCUUAAUAAUCAUGAAUUCAAGGGCAAUUCUUCCCAGGUUUUGAAUCCUCCGGCCACCCCCAAUCGUUCCUCCUCCGUCUCUUCCGCCUCUACCGACGCCGUUAUCGACAACCCACAACAACAACAACAAAAUCCCACUAAAAAAUCGAAGAAGAAGGUGAAGAAGAAGAAGAAGGAGAAGAGAGAGAAGGAGGGAAGAUUUGCAUUCAUGACGAAGAGUGAAGUGGAUCAUCUAGAAGAUGGGUAUCGAUGGAGGAAGUACGGCCAAAAAGCUGUGAAGAACAGCCCUUUUCCAAGGAGCUAUUAUCGGUGUACCACUCCAACAUGCAAUGUGAAGAAGAGAGUGGAGCGAUGUUCCAAUGAUCCAACCAUCCUGGUCACCACCUACGAAGGCCAACACACUCACCCAACCCCAAUCCUUCUUCCACCCCCGCUAUCCACUCCACCCUGCAUCCAUCUUCCACCCAUGCCUUGCCUUCCACCUACCAACAACAAUCAUGAUGGCGACAUUAUUGGAGCGAUGUGUGAUGAGUACACGCAAAACCCGGCGUUCUUGAAUUCCCAGCAUUUAGAAGCGAAUUACACCAUAAACAACCUCAUAGGAGCAAGGAAGGCGGCGGCCGGAAUGCUGCAGCAGAAACGGUUGUGCAACCCAAAUGCUACAUUUCUGGUAGAUCACGGGCUGCUUCAAGAUGUGAUUCCUGCCCACAUGCUCAAACAGGAGUGAAUAUUCAAUAUAUAAUAAUAUUAGUUGAAGUUCAAAAAGUGGUGUUUAGCUUGAAUUUUAGGUAAGGAAGGUAGUGAGUUGUGUUGUUCAUAGAAAAGAUGUUAGAACAACAAAAACAAAAACCCCAUUAAUCAUUUUGAGGUUCAAUUUUUGUUGGUGUCCAACUAAGUCUCUCAUUAGCAAAGCAGAGAAUAUUAUUGCGUUUCAUCACAAAAAUGGAGGUAAAGUUUUAACUUUUGUUGUCA